AUGUUAACAAUAGACUGGAACUUUACAAUAAAGAGAAAUAUUUUUAUACUACAAUUACUAGGGCUCUGGCCUCAAGAAGACGAAGUGUACAAAUUAAAUUUAUAUUCCAUUUAUGCAUUCGUGUCGAUAGUCGUCAUUAUGGGUGGUCACAAUUUCUUCCAAACUGUGAACAUUUGUUUCGUUUACACAGACUUAGAAGCUUUAGCAACCACCAUUUUUAUUACAAGCACUGAAGUUUUAGUGUUAGUAAAAGUAUACUUCUUUACGCAAAAUAUAGGAAGACUGAAAAAAUUACUGAGUUUAUUAAAGAAAGACGUAUUUCAACCUAGAAACGAAAGGCAGGUAGAGAUGAUUAAACCGAUUUUAAAUUUUUGGAAAAACGUACAUGGAAGCUUUAUGUUUAUCGUUGUUUCAACUAUAAUCGUCCAAUCCAUUAAUAAAAACCAGCUGCCUUUCUCUGCAUGGUAUCCCUACGAUUACACGAUUUCUCCGCUGUAUGAAUUGACAUAUUUAUAUCAAGUGGUUGGAAUGUGGUACAUAGCUCUGUCGAAUGUAAAUAUCGGCACAUUGUUUUAUGCUUUAUUGACGUACGUCGUCGUGCAAUGCGAUAUUUUAUGCGACGAUUGUAAGAAUCUGACUGGACCUUUAAUUUCUAAUCAGAGAAUAAUUUCAUGUAUAAAACACCACAAGGAAAUUUUAAGUUUUUCUGAAAGCGUUAAUGAUCUUUUCGAAAUGGUUAUUUUGGGUCAGUUCGUUACUAGCACGAUCGUUAUUGCAACUACUUUGUUUAUGCUAACUUUGGUGGAUCCUUUAAGCAAAGAAGGAUUAAUUACCGUACUAUACGCAAUGGCAGUUAUCACAGAAAUAUUUAUUUACUGCUGGUUUGGAAACCAAGUUGAUCUCAAGACUUUACUAUAA
Molecule: messenger RNA, 918 nt
Organism: Zophobas morio
Lineage: Eukaryota; Metazoa; Arthropoda; Insecta; Coleoptera; Tenebrionidae
Product: odorant receptor Or1-like
Exons: 4
Coding region: 1-918 (305 amino acids)
Biological process (GO): sensory perception of smell; detection of chemical stimulus involved in sensory perception of smell
Cellular component (GO): plasma membrane
Molecular function (GO): olfactory receptor activity; odorant binding
Source: RefSeq, a predicted model, not a curated record